UCCAGCUGGUGACUGAGUCGGGGGGAUCCCCUAGAACCCAGUGACUUCUGCCCCCAUCACACGCUAACAUGAAAGCUGCCAGCCUUUCCCCCUUCUUUGUGGCCACCGUGCUCCUCUCCUUCCCCCCAGCCCUGAGCUUGGAAGAGAGGACCCCUCUCGCCGGCUCCCGGCCUGGGCAGCAGUUGCAGCGAGAACCCCCCAGCUUCUCCCGGCUCCAGAGGAAGAGCCUGGCGGUAGAUUUCAUCGUCCCUUCCCUGUUCCGGACCUACCUGCGGGACCUGCUGCUGGGCGGAGGGGAAGCAGUGGGCUGGCUCCAGGCGCGCUGCAGCCUAGUGCUGGAGUGCUCGCCCCUGCUUCGGGCGGCGAACUCCUGGCUUCCCGGAGCCGGAUCCCCGCAGCAGCCAGCCCGGGCUCGAGCCCUGUCCAAGGUGCUGAAAGGGGGCUCGGUGCGGAAGCUCCGCCGAGCCAAGCAGCUGGUGCUGGAGGUGGGAGAGGGGAGCCUGCGGGAUGGCUGCGCCUGGGACCCGGCCCAGGCAGCGGGCGAAGAAGCAGAGCCAGCUGCGGGCGAGCUGGAGUUUAACCUCACGGAGCUGUUCAGCUGGUGGAUCCGCUCCGGAGAAGGAAGGCUGAGAAUCCGGCUGAUGCCCGAGAGGAAGGCGGCAUUCCUGGGCAGGGAGACCAGCUUAUCCGCGGCGAUCAGAGCCUCCCAGCCCCGCCUUCUCUUUCAGAUCUCCAGGAGAGGUCUGAGCACUUUGGAAUCUCCCAUGAAUAUUCCUUUUCUCCCCCCUGAUUUCUCUGCCUGGAAUUUAACUUGGGUCAUGAAAGAUGCUUCCCCUUUCUUCCCUCACAGAGGACAGCAUGUAUUUGACUGCAAUUUUGAAUUGCCUUGUGAGCUGGAAUAUUCUCCUCCACUGAAGGACAAAGAAAACCACAACAGGACCUGGCACAGAGUGAGUGCAGAGGAGCUAAACCUUUUGCAUGGACCAGAGAGAGAUCACUCCGAGGAUUCACCAAGAGGUUCAUUCCUGUUCCUCAAUACAUCAGAAAGCAUGAGCCCCAUCAUCUUGAGCCCCUGGCUGAGGAGCAACAGUGAGCAAUGCACUAUGCAGGUGUCUGUGUACAGGCAUCUCCAACAAAGCGGGAACUAUAUUGCUCGGCUUCUCCCUGCUGACGAAAGUAGCAGUGAAAUCUUGUUGGCCCCAAGUCAAGAGAAACAUGGAUGGAUGCUUCUGCAGAAGAGAGUUGGACACCUUAAGAAACCUUUUCGAAUCUCUCUGGAAUAUGUUGCUAGUGGGAACAGGAGCGUAGCUGCCAUGGACUCCUUUGCAAUGAGGAACUGCAGUGCAGGAUCUUCUUCUGGCUCCAAAAUGGCCCUACAGGGUUCCUUCAACUGCUGGAAUGGAACAGUAAUCAAACUGGGACAGGCAUGUGAUUUCAUCAGGGACUGCGCAGAGGGAGAGGACGAGGGAGAUAUGUGCAAAAAGCUCCCCCCUGGCUUUUACUGUUCUUUUGAAGAAGGGGAUUGCGGCUGGACCCAGGGCUCUCUCGCCUCUCUCACUCCUUCAUGGCAGAUCGGAAACCUGGAGUACAGCCACUUCCCUUCACUAGAAGGUUGUGCACUCUUGCUAAACACCAGUGAGGUCCCAGUGGCAGAAACAACCAUCAUGACCAGCGCUGUGUUUCCAGCUCCAAUUAGGAAUUCUCCCUGUGAGCUCCGAAUGUCAUGGCUCAUCCACGGCUUCUUGUUUGGAAAUAUUUCCCUGGUCCUUGUCGAGAACAAAACGGGGAAGGAACAGAGCAGGACGUUCUGGCACUUCACUAACAGUGAGGGUUUGGGAGUCUGGCAGUGGAUGGUUUUAUCUCUUCCUGAUGUGUCAGACAGGUUUUGGCUUCAGAUCAUCACUUCAUGGGAAGAAGAAUCCGAUGCCAUUAUUGCUUUUGACAAUGUGUCUCUUAGCCUGGACUGUUAUCUAACAAUCAAUGGAGAGAAGACAUCUCGAGAUGCAGCUCCGGACUCGAGCAAUCUAUUCACCAAAGGAGACAGCCAGAAAAGGAUCAGAUUGGAACAAAAGAUUCUGGAGAGCCUCCAACUCAGCACUGUUCCCAUCUCUGGUCCUGCAGAUCAGUGGUUGUUCACCACAUGUGGUGCCAGUGGACCGCAGGGACCCACUCAGACCCAGUGCAACGACGCCUACAGAAACUCCAAUCUCAGUGUUAUAGUGGGGACUGAAGGAAUUCUUCAAGGUGUGCAGAUCUGGAGAGUGCCAGCGACCAAUACCUACAGCAUCUCAGGCUAUGGAGCAGCCGGUGGGAAAGGAGGGAAGAAUACUAUGGUGAGGUCCCAUGGUGUGUCCGUAUUGGGGAUUUUUGACCUCCAGAAGGAUGAUGCCUUAUACAUCUUGGUGGGCCAGCAAGGAGAAGAUGCCUGCCCUAGUACUAACCAUGUUAUACAGAAAGUAUGCAUUGGAGAGAAUAACGUGAUUGAAGAGGAGAUUCGAGUGAACAGGAGUGUCCAUGAAUGGGCAGGAGGAGGUGGUGGAGGGGGAGGAGCAACGUAUAUAUUUAAGAUGGAGAAUGGAGAGCCAGUCCCCUUGAUAAUUGCAGCAGGAGGUGGUGGCAGGGCCUACAGGGCCAAAACAGAUACUUUUCAUCCAGAAAGGCUGGAGAAUGAUUCAUCUGUUCCAGGGCUGAAUGGAAAUUCAGGAGCUGCAGGUGGUGGAGGUGGCUGGAAUGAUAACACUUCCUUCCUGUGGUCAGGAAAGUCCUUGCUGGAAGGUGCUACUGGAGGAAAAUCCUGCCCCCAGGCCAUGAAGAAGUGGGGGUGGGAGACAAGAGGGGGUUUCGGAGGGGGUGGAGGGGGGUGCUCCUCAGGUGGAGGAGGCGGAGGAUAUAUAGGUGGCAAUGCUGCAGCGGACAAUGACCCAGAGAUGGAUGGGGAGGAUGGUGUGUCCUUUAUUAGUCCACUGGGUACUUUAUACACCCCCGCACUAAAAGUGACAGAGGGGCAUGGAGAGGUGGCUAUUAAGCUGCACCUCAACUGCAGCCACUGUGAGCUUGAUGAGUGCCGUGUUGAUCUGGAGACUCAAAAGGUCAUUUGCUUCUGUGAGCCUGGGACAGACCUGGCUGACGAUGGUGUCUCUUGUGUAGCUGACCCCGUGGCUCAUCUCCCCCUCUCCUUGGUCUUGUCUGUCGUGACUUCAGCACUGGUUGCUGCCCUCAUUCUGGCUUUUUCCGGGAUCAUGAUAGUGUAUCGCCGGAAACAUCAAGAGCUGCAAGCUAUGCAGUUGGAAUUACAGAGCCCUGAGUACAAACUGAGCAGGCUGCGCACCUCCACUAUUAUGACGGACUACAAUCCCAACUACUGCUUUGCAGGAAAGACCACCUCCAUCAGUGAUCUCAAAGAGGUGUCUCGGAAAAAUAUCUCCCUCAUAAGGGGUUUGGGCCAUGGAGCCUUUGGCGAAGUAUAUGAAGGUCAGGUGGUGGGGAUCCCGAGUGACCCCAGUCCCUUACAGGUGGCUGUGAAGACAUUGCCAGAGAUGUGUUCAGAGCAAGAUGAGCUGGAUUUCCUCAUGGAAGCUCUUAUUAUCAGCAAGUUCAACCACCAGAACAUUGUGCGCUGUAUUGGGGUCAGCUUGCAGGCACUGCCACGCUUCAUCCUCCUGGAGCUUAUGGCUGGAGGGGACCUGAAAUCCUUCCUGAGGGAGACGCGGCCUCGACCGAGCCAACCCUCUUCCCUUUGCAUGCUGGACUUGCUCCAUGUGGCACGCGACAUUGCAUGUGGCUGUCAGUAUUUGGAAGAAAACCACUUCAUUCACAGGGACAUUGCUGCCAGGAACUGUCUCCUUACUUGUCAAGGGUCUGGGAGAGUAGCUAAAAUUGGAGACUUUGGAAUGGCCCGGGACAUAUACAGGGCCAGCUAUUAUCGAAAGGGAGGGUGUGCAAUGCUGCCAGUCAAAUGGAUGCCGCCCGAGGCCUUUAUGGAAGGAAUAUUUACAUCAAAAACUGAUACAUGGUCCUUUGGUGUGUUGCUGUGGGAGAUAUUCUCUCUUGGAUACAUGCCUUAUCCUAGCAAAAGUAACCAGGAGGUUCUGGAAUUUGUAACUAACGGAGGAAGGAUGGAUCCACCCAAAAACUGCCCUGGCCCCGUGUAUCGUAUAAUGACCCAGUGCUGGCAGCACCAGCCUGAAGACAGGCCAAACUUUGCCAUAAUACUGGAGAGGAUUGAAUACUGCACGCAGGAUCCCGAUGUUAUCACCACCGCUUUACCUGUGGAAUAUGGACCAUCCAUUGAGGAGGAGGAGAAGGUUCCAAUGCGCCCAGAAGACCCCAAAGCAAUCCCUCCUCUGGUGGUCUCCCCACACCAAAAGAGAGAGAGUGACAAGCAGGCCCUGCCUUCUCCACCCCCUCUGCCCUCAGCCGUCACAGUUGGAAAACCUUUGGCAAAAGUGGCAGCCCCCGAGCCUCCGGUCCCUGUUAAUGUGCGACCAGCCCUGGAAGGGGGACACAUCAACAUGGCCUAUGCGCAAUCCACCCUAGCUUCUGAGCUUCAGAAAGGCAGGGGGUCCAGAAAUAAGCCUACCAAUCUCUGGAAUCCAACAUACGGCUCCUGGUUUUCAGAGAAGCCUGUCGUCAAAAACAAUUCUCUGCUGGAGAAAGAGGUGUCUGAGAGGGAGAAUUUGGGGCACGAAGGAAACUGUACUGUGGGGCCCGGUGUUCUGACUAGCAGGCUGCCAGGCUCCUCUCUGCUCUUAGAACCGUCUUCACUAACAGCCAGCGUGAAGGAAGUGCCUCUCUUCAGGCUCCGCCACUUCCCCUGUGGGAACGUCAACUAUGGAUACCAACAGCAGGGCUUACCCCUGGAAGCCUCUGCCCCACCUUGCGCUAGCAAUUAUGAGGACUCUGUCCUUAGAAACAAGAGCCACGUAGCCCAUCAGGGGCCUUGAGAGCCCUCUGCACUCUUGACUCUCAUUCUGUGUGGCUCUUGAGCUUGGAGAGUAUUGUCCUUGUCAUCCAAGAGAGAGCAGACAGCGCUAACUUUCAUUAUGUGCCAACUAGCUCUGAAGUGCCACCCUUUGAAGCUGUGUUUUCAGAUAACCCAGAAGCUUCAACUCAUCGGAGCCUCUACUACUACGACGAAAAAGGGGGGAUAUUAACGUUAACUAUAAGGCCCAGCUUUCGGUUGCAUAAACUUAUAUGCAUGGUCAUUGUCGUGUCGUGCCCUUCCGUGUGCGCUUCUUCUCAAUUGUGUACGCUCCGCUUAAAUGUAAGGUCAGGAUUCACUGCCUGAGUGUUUCAUGUUUGGGGUUUUCCUUGCCAAGCUGCUGGUUGCUGUGGAAUGGGACACUUGAAAUCCCCUAUGGAUGGCAAUGGUAGGGAAAGAACCAUUUAUUCAAAACAAAAAGGAUAAAACAUCUUUGAAUGAAGACACCGGGGAACAUUCCCAAGUUGCAUUACAGCUGUAACAUAGUCUGCAGCAGCCCUUGAAUAUGCGGUAAUUACAGUAUCAUUGGCAGAGCAAUGGAGAGAUGCCAGUCACACUGUCUGGUUUGUGAGUAAGAUGGGAAGUUAACUAACUGUAGAGGAAGAGAAUGAAGUGCAAAAGGAGGAUGGUUUAUAUUUUUUUCAGACCCAAAGCCAAGGACUGUACUGGGCCUUUAAAAUUCUUUCUGUGCUACAGAAAGGAAGCAUUGUGUUCUACAGGAACUUCUUGUUGUUCAGUGGAAUUCAGGUGGAAUUUUACAGGGCCAGGCUUGUGUGAGAGAGAAGUUAAAAAGGCCUUUGCAGUGAGAAAUCACCAGUAGAUGGAAAUACAAAGGUCUGAAAUGCCCUUUGACAUGCCCUUUACUAACGACUCCAACCAGAAGGCUUGACCCCCAUCGGGAUUCUAGGUAGUGUCUGCAUUUCACGGGUUCGUUACCCUUGUUCCUUUAACAGAAUUCUUGUCUGCUAGUCCGUUAAAAGCCCAAAGCUGCACUGAUGCAUUCUGUACACCUUGUGCAUGAAACGUGUGUGGUUACAAGAUACACAUAAGAAUUGAAUUCAUUUGUAAAGAUGUACAUUAACAAUUUACAAUAUACUCCGAUGGGGCUGCCAAAGCAGCCGUGCUGCCUAAAAUACAUGGUGCCUAUUUCCAUAGAAAUAGGUCUAUGGGAGCAGCAGCAAAGGAAUAUAAAAGAGAUGGAUCUCGAUCCAAGACCUUUAACUUUGGGGGAGUGGUUCAGCAUCCAAUCUUGGAUCCAAACUUUGCAGUAAAUUCUCUAACGAAAGAAACCAGAGCCCCAGAUCAAAACACCCCAGUCUUUGGGGUGUCAGACACUCCCCCCCCCUUAAA
Chelonia mydas (Green sea turtle) is the source of this 6331-nucleotide messenger RNA. RefSeq names its product ALK receptor tyrosine kinase (gene ALK). The record is from RefSeq and is a predicted model, not a curated record. The coding region runs from base 69 to 4943 and encodes 1624 amino acids. Gene Ontology annotation, cellular component: membrane; signaling receptor complex. Gene Ontology annotation, molecular function: protein binding; ATP binding; transmembrane receptor protein tyrosine kinase activity. Lineage: Eukaryota; Metazoa; Chordata; Testudines; Cheloniidae. The transcript is spliced from 29 exons. Gene Ontology annotation, biological process: positive regulation of kinase activity; cell surface receptor protein tyrosine kinase signaling pathway; multicellular organism development.